AUGGCUGCGAUAGGUAUUGAUUAUGGAACAACAUACAGUGGAGUAUCCGUAUUCUCCAAUGGUGUGUACAACAAUAUCCGAAUGAUUAAUGGGGAAGAGACUAUUCCGAGCAUUGUGGCAUACGCGGAUAGAGAGGAGCCAUAUUUUGGUGUGGAAACUGAGGUGUAUCAGAUUAAUGAUCCAAAAAAUGUGCUAUUUGAUGUCAAGCGGUUUAUCGGACUUGAUCCAGAUCAUCCAAUUAUCACGUCAAGGAGUAAUUACUGGCCUUUCACUAUUCUCAAUACAAACGGAUCAAUUAAAUUGGAAGUGGAGCACUGUGGUGUAACAAAGCAGUACAGCCCGGAAGAAGUAGCCGGAAUGUUUUUGAAAUAUCUGAAAGAGCAGGCUUCGCGUCAUUUGUCCACGACAAUCACUAUGGCGGUUGUUACGGUGCCUACAAUCUUCGAUAGUGAACGACGCGCAGCACUACGAAGAGCUUGCAAAUAUGCCGGCCUGCCAGAUGUUCGGUUACUAAAUGAACCGACAGCAGCUAUCUGGUCCGAUCCGUCCAAUGUGGCCACAAAUGGACAAAGAUUUCUCGUGUACGAUUUCGGAGGUGGAACACUCGAUGUUUCCAUUCAUGAGCUUAACAAUGGUCAUUUCCGAACCAUCGGUGUAGACGGAGAAGAACAUUUGGGUGGUCGUGAUCUGGACAACUUAAUAUGCAGUCAUGUACGACGCCAUUUUGAAACUGCAAACAAGUGCAGUGUAGAGGACGAUAUAAAAGUAUUAGGAAGGCUCAGACAAUAUUGUGAAAAAGCGAAAAGACGAUUGAGUUCCGAAGUGGAAACUUCAAUUGUGAUACCAAAUUUGUACAAUGACAUCACACUACGCAUGACUGUUUCGCAAGCUUGGUUCAACAGGCAAGCCGAUCCACUGUUUCAGAAAACUCUCGAUGUUGUACAACGAGUUUUGGACUCAAGUGACCUUACUGUCGACCAGAUUGAUAAAGUCUUGCUAGUUGGUGGUUCAUCACGGAUUCCACGUGUAAUGGAAUUGUUGAAGAAUAUGUUCACCGAGGAGAAAGUCAGCCGAGUAUUGAACCCGGAUUUGGCAGUCAUGCAAGGGGCAGCUCGAUUUGCGGCUGAAUUUGCAAGUCAUCAGUCGAACAAGUUCAAUCCGUUCAUACUCAGCGAUGUUCACCCGUUUGCAAUCGGGAUAGAAGAUGCGGAGGGUAAGAUGCAGAGAAUUGUGCAGCGAAAUGCACCCAUUCCCUUGUCUGUGAUCCGUUAUGCCACCACGUCCAGAGAUAAUCAGUCCGAAGUGGUCAUCAAAGUGUACGAGGGUAAUAGUGAUCAGGUCGCUAUGAAUCGAUUUCUCGGUGAGUUACGUGUGUCUGAAAUACCAAAUGCUCCUGCUGGGGUUCCGAAGAUACUCGUUACAUUGGAGAUCAGUCAGGAGAGUAUAAUAAAAGCGAAGGCAAAUUUAGAUCAGAAUGGGUCUACUGUUCACGAGUUGGUCAUUCAUAAAUAG
Messenger RNA from Echinostoma caproni, 1512 nucleotides. The record is from the annotation of a GenBank genome assembly. NCBI's taxonomy places the organism in Eukaryota, Metazoa, Platyhelminthes, Trematoda, Plagiorchiida, Echinostomatidae.